AUGACGCCUGAGAUGGAUACCGACAUCGAUUUGCUGGAGGACGACAUGGUGGAGGACGGCAUGCUAGAGGACGGCAUGCUAGAGGACGGCAUGGUUGAGGACGACAUGAUUGAGGACGGCAUGGUUGAGGAUGGCAUGCUGGAGGACGGCAUACUGGAGGACGGCAUACUGGAGGACGACAUGCUGGAAGACGACGUGCUGGAAGACGACGUGCUGGAGGUCGACAUGCUGCAGCUUCCAGCAGCGAUGCAAUUCGAAGUGGCGAUCCCAGAGCUCUCUGUUGAGAAACAGAGCGAAUACUCGAGGAUAUAUAGCAAUGUUGUCGAACACGUGACGGAUCUUUCUGAUUCAACCCCGCCCCAGUCCGACGUCGAAUUCACUGGGGAAGAUGAAGACGAGUUGACGGACACCGAUCAGCCAAGGCGGAACCUCCGAAAGCGAACAUCCACACAACUGAGGCUCACCAGCAUGUCGUUCAAUACCAGCUAUAAGGAUCAAGAUAUGGACGAACUUGCGCUGGAUUCUCGCCAAUCCUCAGAAGACGAAGACACAUUUAUGCCUGUUGUGUCCGACCUCGCAUUGAAGAAGGGCCGCCCUAGCAGAGCUGUGCAACGGUCUCGCCGAUUGAGAAAGCAAAAAGAAAACAAAGCCAGAUUGACUCUCAAUGGUUCGGGAGGUUCUGAUAUUGAGUUUGAACAACCUCGACGGUCCACAAGAGCCACCAGAAACCAGAUGAGUAUGGAAGACGAUGCCUUCAUGGACGACGAUUCGUUCUACGUGGUAGAGGAGAAGGCAUCUACACCAAAGAUCAUUUCCGUCAGGGAAGUUUUCCAACCGAUCUCUGCCGACUCCGACUUUGGAUCCGUACAUAUGCAGUCAUGCCAUACUUGUGGCGGCUCAAAGCAGCGCGGCCAGCUGCUUCAUUGCCAAGGGUGUUGCUUAACUUAUCACAAGAACUGCAUUGGGUAUCGAAGCAAUCGAGAGCAUAUGGUUACCAAAAUUGGAGAAGAAAAUUUUGUGCUGCAAUGUAGAUUCUGCCUCAAUACCUACUCAAAGAAAGAUAGCAGCGCACCAAGACACAGCGCCUGCCAGGAGUGCAAGAGAGACGGCCGAUCCUGCGCUGCCUUCUCUCGAAAGAAGACUGCCCGACAGGAAGAAAAAAUGCGCGAGGAGAAUGGCGGUGUCGAUCCCAUCACCCCAGUGUUACCUGAACUCAUCAACAACGCCGACAAUGUUCUUUUCCGUUGUACCACUUGUCACCGUGGAUGGCAUCAGGAGCACCUACCAUCCAUGGGCAAUGACGCUAUUGGAACGGACGUCAAGUCCGAGCGCCUCAAGGAUUACUCAGUCGACUGGCGGUGUAAUGAUUGCAGUUCUACUAGAAGCAAGAUUCAUCGGCUGGUGGCAUGGCGACCCGUGGUCCCGCAGAAUCCCCUUCCAGCUUACGGAGAUAUCAACGAAGAUGAAAGAGAAUACCUCAUCAAAUGGCAAGACACUUCAUUUGCUCACUGCUCUUGGGCGCCCGGAGCUUGGGUGUUUGGUGUCAGUGCUGGCAAUAUGCGAUCCUCUUUUGCAAAACGAGUACUCGAGCAGGAUCUUCUAAAACUCACCAGUGAAGAGGCGAUUCCAGACGAAUUCAUCACCCCCGACAUUAUUUUUAACGUUAAACUAGAUGGCUUCGACAGUUUGGGAAAAACAAAAGCAGAGGAUCUUGCCAAUAUCUCUCGGGUCAAGAAAAUAUUGGUCAAAUUUCACGGCCUCGGGUACGAUGACGUUGUAUGGGACUCUCCUCCUACUGCCGAUAAACCUCGACUCUACAAGGCCUUUGUAGAAGCAUACCGCGAAUACAUCGAAGGCAAGCACUUCCAAAACGACUCUCAGAACAAGAUGCGAGAACGCAUCAAGCUGUACAAGUCUACUCGAUUUGCAGAAGUAGACACGCAGCCUGCUGGCCUUACGCGAGGGAAGCUCAUGGGCUACCAAAUAGAGGGUCUCAACUGGCUCUUACAAAAUUAUCACCAAAGUCGAAGUGUCGUUCUAGCAGACGAAAUGGGGUUGGGCAAAACAGUUCAGGUCGUCGGUGUUGUAACCUCCCUAGUGCAAGACAUGCCCAAGUGCUGGCCUUUCCUCAUCGUGGUGCCAAAUGCUACUUGCGCCAACUGGCGUCGAGAAUUCAAACAGUGGGCACCGGGUAUCAGAGUUGUUGCUUAUCAUGGAGGCAAAGAGCCCCAGGAUUUCGCCUACAGAUAUGAGCUAUUUCCGGAUGGGGCCGCAGACCUUAAAGCUCAAGUCGUCAUCAUGUCGUAUGACUCGGCACAAGAUCCGCGGACAUCUUCUCUUUUCAAGUCCGUCAAUUGGAAGGGAUUGGUUGUUGACGAGGGUCAGCGGCUGAAGAAUGACCAAAACAUUCUCUACAAUGCCCUGAGGUCCAUGAAGAUACCCUUUCGACUAUUGCUAACUGGUACGCCACUGCAAAACAACAAGAGAGAACUUUUCAACCUCUUGCAGUUCAUAGAUGAGAAGCAAAACGCAGAGAAGUUGGACGAAGAAUAUGCCGUUUUGGACAAAGACAAUCUUCCCAAGCUACACGAGAAAAUUCGGCCGUAUUUUUUACGAAGAACAAAGCUCGGCGUCCUUAAAUUUCUUCCUCCCAUGGCGCAGAUUAUUCUCCCCGUUACCAUGACCGUUAUUCAGGAGAAGCUAGCAAAGAGCAUCAUGGCAAAGAAUCCGCAGCUUAUUCGGGCCGUGUUUGCAAAUAGUAAAAUGAACGCAAAAGACCGUGGCAGCUUGAACAAUAUCCUCAUGCAGCUGCGCAAAUGCUUAUGCCACCCCUUUAUGUAUUCUGAAGCAAUUGAAGAGCGCCACCAUGAUCCCGUGGUUCUCCAUCGCAACUUAGUAGAGGCAUCUGCUAAGCUUCUAUUAUUGGAAAUUAUGCUGCCCAAGUUGAAGGAGCGAGGUCACCGUGUGCUCAUAUUCAGCCAGUUUCUGCAACAGCUUGACAUUAUCGAAGACUUUCUCAAUGGAGUCGGUUAUGGAUACCGUCGUCUGGAUGGAUCGAUAUCUAGUUUGGAGAAGCAACGACGCAUCGACGCCUUCAACGAGCCCGGUUCCGAGCUUUUUGCCUUUCUCUUGUCAACGAGAGCCGGUGGUGUUGGCAUCAAUCUUGCGACCGCAGACACUGUCAUAAUCAUGGACCCCGAUUUCAAUCCUCACCAGGAUAUUCAGGCGCUGUCUCGCGCCCACCGCAUUGGCCAAAAGAAUAAAGUCUUAUGCUUUCAGCUCAUGACCAAGGACUCGGUAGAGGAACGAAUCAUGGAAAUUGGCCGCAAGAAAAUGGCCCUGGAUCACGCACUCAUCGAAAGCAUGGACGACGAGGAGCUUGAAGGUGCCGACUUGGAAUCGAUCUUGAAACACGGUGCCCAAGCCUUGUUUGACGAAGAUUACGAAAAGACAGCAAUUCACUAUGAUUCUGCGUCUGUCGACAAGCUCUUGGAUCGCUCUCAGAUGGAGCAGACCGCGGCAAAUGAAGACAACUCUGCCGAAAGCCAGUUUACCUAUGCCCGAGUAUGGGCGAAUGAUAAGCUUGGGUUUGAGGAAAAUAAGGAACUUGAAGAAGAUCAGGCUCCAGAGCCCAUAAACUCUAGUGUAUGGGACCAGAUCCUUGCCCAAAGAGAGGAGGAAGCCCGGCGAGAAGAAGAGGCCAACAAAGAAGUUCUUGGACGUGGUGCGAGACGUCGCAUGGCUGUCAACUACGGAGCAAAGGGCACAGAGAAUCUUGCAGUAGUUGGUGAUGUCGCUGGCGAGUCUUCGGAUUCCUCUGACGACUUUGACGGGACAAACAUGCCUGAAUCUGACGACGACAAAACCGACGACGACAUGAACCCCUCGACAAAUGCCGUGACCGAAGCCGAGAUUUUAUCGAUGCGAGACGGCGGAGCUAAACAGCGACAAGGCCUUGCCUUCCCCAGAGAGCAACAAUCUGACUCAAGGCGACGACAAACUCUUCCGCCUCCGAUUGCAUCACAACCGGCAUGGACCGCAGACGCCCCCCGUAAGAGGGGCAGACCUCGAAAAUCAAUAACCACCCCCGACGCCAAAGCUGUAUACACUAAUGACAGCUCUCAAACAAAACCACGAGCAGCACAAAACCCAACCACCCCUGCACUGGUGUAUAAGAAGGGCUUUGAUACCGUUAGACGCCAGCAAACUUUCCAACAUUACCAGCAAUAUCUCCAGUAUGGCGGCCGACAACCGCCUACAGCCACUCCCCAACCGCAACCGCAACCGCAACCUCAGCCCGGCCUACCCGCCCAAGCACCACCAACCGGGUUCGAGUAUCUCGCUCUUCUUAACACCGAAGCACAGGUCCGCGUAGCGCUGGACGUGGUUCACCGUUCUGAAAAGCCAGCAUCAAUCAAGCAGCGACACAUGGUCGCUCUGUACCACAAGUUAGGCCAAGUGCGCAUGCAAAACGGGACUCGGCAGAGUUGA
This is a messenger RNA of Trichoderma aggressivum f. europaeum, 4491 nucleotides long. RefSeq lists its product as uncharacterized. The transcript has 4 exons. NCBI's taxonomy places the organism in Eukaryota, Fungi, Ascomycota, Sordariomycetes, Hypocreales, Hypocreaceae. The record is from RefSeq and is a predicted model, not a curated record. Gene Ontology annotation, molecular function: histone binding; ATP binding; ATP-dependent chromatin remodeler activity. The coding region runs from base 1 to 4491 and encodes 1496 amino acids. Gene Ontology annotation, cellular component: chromatin; nucleus. Gene Ontology annotation, biological process: chromatin remodeling.